AUGAGUGCAUUUCAUCCCAACUUCUCAAGUUUCCCAGAUCUCGAAGAGAACAAUGUUGAUAAAAAGGAGCGGUCGUCCAAAGAACAUAAAUCACGCAAGGAGAAGGAGAAACAUUCGAGAAACAAGGAUACAGAAGAUGAAAGAGAUAGGAGAGACAGCAGUGAUAGGCAAUAUCGGUCGCGUCAUGGCGAAUCCAAGCACGAACAUAGCUCUAGGCGACGUCGUUCACGCUCGCGAUCUCCUGAGCGCAAGAAGAGCAAACAUAGCUCUCAUAAACAUAAAGUAGAUCACUCGUGGAGCCUACUUGAGGACGAUAAGCGCCGAAAGGCGCGAGAGGAUCAGGCAUUGCUACUCGCAGGCGAUGUCGAGAUGCAGAGCAGUUCAUCCAAACUAUACUUUGUCGAUAAGCGUGGUGAUUCGCUGAAUAUAACGUACGGUGGAUUGCAUCAAGGAGACAUCCCAAGAUUUUAUCGUGAUGGGAAGGGGAGGGUCCUUGGUCUGACUUCCGCCUGGAGAAUAUCCCGUGGCUCCGGUAACAAGGACGUCGAGGUGAACCGUAGGGACAAGCACAAGGCACCUCGAUAUACGGACUUCAAGUCAUUAAAGGCCCUGGUUGAAGGACCACAUAGGUUGUUGUUGCCUGCAAAGACAUCUCUCACGACAUAUGGGGAGUUUAUACCACUUGGAAAAUCGACAAGAUCAGAGGACAUUCACCCUGAAGACUCGUAUCGAUCCAUUGUUCCUGAACCACCACCGGAUAGUGAUCCAGAGCUAGAGCAGGAAAGCGGACGCUCUGACACUAACUCUGGCGACGAAUUUGAGGGGACGACCUUACCUGCUGAGCAGGAAAAGAUGAAGAGUUUGGAGGAAACCGUUAGGCGUGCUCCACAAGACGAGCAGUCCUGGUUACAUCUACUCUCUGUAUCAAUCGAUUCAAUCUCCAAUCGUACCAAACGUGGUGUCAAAGCAAAGGCCGAAAUUGCGACUUCUAUCCUCAAGAGAGCGCUAGAUGCACACCGCGACAACGAGGCGUCGCCAAGGUUGCGCCUGCUGUACAUCAUGUAUGGAGAAGAAAUUUGGGAUGAGGAAAAAACUAGGAGGUCAUGGAACUCUCUGCUCUCUGACUUUGGAGGUAACGAUGUACCACCGUGGAAACAAGCUCUCAUAUGGAUGACAUUCCUGGACUGGUCAAUCAUUAAUAGACCAUCAAUAUCAGAAGCUCUGGAUGACGCGAGAAGGGCACUUGCACAAUUACAAGGAUCGGAGUUUGAGAUGGCACGGGUGCGGAUACUGUGGAGAAUAGCGGUCUUCCUUCGAGAAGCCGGCUUUCUCGAGCAGGCGAUGGCAAUCUUCCAAGCUCAGAUGGAGCUCGCUCUGUUCGGCCCUCCUGAGUUGAUCUCCCAUCCUUUGGAGGAUAGAGUCAACUCUUUAGAGGAAUUUUGGGAAGCAGAAGUCCCGCGUAUCCCAGAAACCGGUGCUCGAGGCUGGGCUCAGUGGGUAGAAUCCGGACAGCCAGAGGCCCAAGUACUGCACCGACAGCCUAGCAGGAAAACAGAAGCACAAGACCCUUACCAACAAUGGUCCUGCCAAGAAAAAUCACUCGAUAUCGUUGGUGCUUUCCCCACAAGAUCAUUCACAGAAGAUGAAAGCGAUCCGUACUCCACAAUUCUCUUUAGCGAUAUCCGAGACUUUCUUUCGGAUUUACGGUCAAACGAUGUUCGAGAGUACCUCGCAAUGGCCUUUCUAUCAUUCAUUGGCCUGAACAUACCCGGCAUUGGUGAGAGGGGCCCUUUCUUGGGUUCAAAUGGCCAAUGCGAUAUCGUGGAAGAUGGUUGGAUGGUUUCAGGUCAAAGAGGAUGGCCAUCACGACCCGAAGAUCUCUUCCCCUCUCAAACUGAACAGAAAAGGAUAACAUGGGAAUCGCAUGUUGGCGUUAUCGUCGCCGCUGAGCAACCACGAAGGUCAGGAUUUGGACCAGUCAAAGAAUGGGGGAUGCAUCGAUCUUUCUUUGAAGGAAUCGAUUCUUUUUGCACUGGACGGACAUGGGAGGCUGCAGAUAUAUAUUGCGUAGACAUUGGGAUCGUGAGAAAUGCUAUGAAUCAGCUCGCAAGUGUGAUCCCUUCUCUGAACUGGGAGGACAUGAAGGCAGCUUUGGAUGCCGCUGUGGACGUCAAGGCGGCCGUGAAAGGUUCGAAGCAGAGGCUCGAAUCUCGUCAGUCCGAUGUUAAUCUGUGGAGGACGCAUAUCAAACUUGAAUCUAUCAAGGGCGAGACAGGCAAGGUCGCGAAAAUGUAUUCGACCCUACUUGCUGCUCAGUCAAGCGAUCCCAACCAGCUUCUCCUUUACUCGGACGCAAUCGAAUAUCGAUGGCUGCAAGAGUCUGAACAAAUGGCUAUUCAGCUACUGAAGAGCGCACUUGGCAUUGACCAAGAGUCCAAAGGCGCAAUGUACCUCCUUCGGGGACGCAAUAGUCUCAGUAGCCUCUUAUCCAUCGAAAGGGAGUGGAGUAUCCGCCGAGUAGCCAUCGUUCGUCUGCAAUUUUUCUUCCAUCUAGACACAGGUACCUUAGAGAACGCUAUUUCCGCAUUUAUGGAAGUUGCAGAUACCCAAAACAUCCCAAAAGACACAAGGGAAUCACUCUACACUUGGAUCUCCGUCACAGUAUUUCGGCUGUCUCAAAGACGGGGGAUUAUCGUCCCACCACCGGUCCUUAGCACAUUAGUUACGAAGGCUCUUCAACUUUUCCCGAACAACACAGUGCUGCUGGGAUUGUUUCUCGAAUGCGAACGAGGGCAAGGAAUCUGGGGAAGAAUUCGCAGGUUCCUUACUGAAGAAACUAAUGGAACGAUUGUCUCUCAACGUAUAAAAAGAAUCGCAUGGAACUUAUGGGCAGAAGGUUGGAAUUAUGGCCCGUGGGAGCCAGAACGUGUACGAAGCCAACUUGAGGGCGCUUUGAAUCUCAGAAGCAACAAACGCUCUGUGGUUCUAUGGCAAGUGUACGUUGCUCUGGAAAUGCGUGUAGGCAAUUUCGAGAGGGCUAAGCGUGUACUUUUGAGGGCCCUUGGAGUGUGCUGGUGGGCAAAAGAGCUCUACCUCAUUGCGUUUGGGCAACUGCGAACAGUGUUCACCGCUAGGGAAUUGAAUGACAUGAUCGCGGCAAUGGUCGACCGUGGGAUACGAAUGCGACGGGAUAUUCAGGAGCAAUUAGAAGGCUGGAUCGAUCCCAGUACUGCAAUCGAGGAGGAUGAACAUAACGCCGGUGAUAUGGAGGUUGAAAGGAUGCUUCACGGUCGCGAGCAAGCAAAACCAUAUUGA
Messenger RNA from Serendipita indica DSM 11827, 3315 nucleotides. NCBI's taxonomy places the organism in Eukaryota, Fungi, Basidiomycota, Agaricomycetes, Sebacinales, Serendipitaceae. The record is from the annotation of a GenBank genome assembly.